Messenger RNA from Epinephelus moara (kelp grouper), 9224 nucleotides. It is a transcript of the gene col22a1, whose product is annotated as collagen, type XXII, alpha 1. The record is from RefSeq and is a predicted model, not a curated record. NCBI's taxonomy places the organism in Eukaryota, Metazoa, Chordata, Actinopteri, Perciformes, Serranidae. The coding region runs from base 232 to 5100 and encodes 1622 amino acids. The transcript has 66 exons.
ACAUAGGAGACAGAUACGGCAGCUGCGGGGGACAUGUAUCCCGCGUUACAUUACAUGGAAGGGGAGAUAUUUUGGAUUAUUAUCUCCUGAUAAUGAUGCUGCCCUGCUGCUGAUUCAGGGUGUGACUGCUGGAGGCAGAGACACACCUCAGUAACGCUGACUAACAAGUGACAGGCCAGACUGGACAGCUUGAUGGUGGUAAUAAGCUAAACUAAACAGACCGAGGCCGAGAUGGAAUUACGACUGGGAUUUAGGAUCACCCUGGUCUUGGUCAUCCUGGCCUUGACUCUUUCCGGCGAGAGAGUGGAAGCACAGAGGGCAGGAUGUAAAAAUGUUCACUAUGACUUGGCGUUUAUCCUGGAUACCUCAUCCAGUGUUGGGAAGGAGAAUUUCGAGAAGAUCAGACAAUGGGUGGCCAACCUUGUAGAGUCUUUCGAUGUGGCGCCUGACAAGACGAGAGUAGCCGUGGUUCGCUACAGUGACAGACCCACCACUGAGUUCACCCUGGGUAGACACAGGACCCUGGAAGAUGUGAAGCGAGCUGCCCGUAAUAUCCGUUACCUGGGGGGGAAUACAAUGACCGGGGAUGCUAUCAGCUACACCACCACCAACAUCUUCACGGAGCGGAACGGAGCGAGGCCCGCAGCCAGAGGCAUUCAGAAGGUGGCCAUCCUUCUGACAGAUGGCCGAAGCCAGGAUUAUGUUCUGGAGCCCUCGAAGGCGGCUGCCAAAGCCGGCAUCAGGAUGUUUGCCGUGGGCAUCGGGGAGGCGCUGAAGGUGGAGCUGGAGGAGAUCGCCGCCGAGCCAAAGAAUGCCCACGUCUUCCAUGUGACGGACUUUAAUGCCAUUGACAAGAUCAGAGGCAGGCUGAGGAGGAGGCUGUGUGAGAAUGUCCUGUGUCCAAACAUGAAGGUUCAACCUGAUCGCUUUAAGUCCAACAGCACCAGUUAUGGUCUUGAAGAGGUUCCAGGGUUUGACCUGAUGGACUACUUCAACGUGAGAGAUAUUCUGGGAACCAGAGUUGAUGAAGGCCAGAGUGCUUACGUUCGCCUCGGCACCAUGCCCAUUGUACAGCAAACAGAAGAUGUGUUUCCCCAGGGGUUGCCAGAUGAGUAUGCCUUCGUGACAACAUUCAAAUUCAGGAAAACCUCCAGACGGGAAGAUUGGUACCUCUGGCAGGUUUUUGACAAAUAUGGAAUCCCACAGGUGUCCAUCCGCCUGGACGGUGAGAACAAGGGAGUGGAGUACAAUGCUGUCGGCCUGACAAAAGACGCCGUCAGAGCUGUGUUCAAGAGCCCUGAUGUUGAGAACCUGUUUGACCGCAACUGGCACAAGAUUGCCCUCAGUGUGGAGGCCAAGUCUGUGUCUCUGUACCUGGACUGCAAACACAUCGAGACACUGCCCAUUGAAGACAGAGAGGACAUUGAUAUCCAGGGCAGGACAGUGAUUGGGAAGAGGCUGUAUGACAGUGUGCCCAUUGAUUUUGACCUUCAGAGGAUGAUGAUUUAUUGUGACUCCAAACAUGCAGAGCUGGAGACCUGUUGUGAUAUACCCAACGGACCUUGUCCCAAGAAAGUUGUUACGGAGGCGCCCCCUCUGCAGAUCCCCACCCCGACACCCACCAGUUUGGAGCAGCAAAGAGGCCCUCAUGUGAACUGUUCAUGCCCUGCAGGAUCUAAGGGAGAGAUCGGUGCACCUGGUGUUGCAGGUCCCAAGGGUGAAAAGGGUGACACAGGCCUAAAGGGCGCCAUUGGACCGCCUGGAAACAGAGGAGAAAAAGGAGACUCUGGCAGAGCUCUCUCUGUCAAAGGUGACAGAGGUGAGAAGGGUGAUACAGGGAGGAUAGGGUUGACAGGUCCUCCUGGACAAAAAGGAGAGAAGGGAAUUGGUGGUGUGCCAGGGAUUGAUGGCUUACCUGGAGACAGAGGAGACCAAGGUGACGCAGGACAGGAUGGUGAUCCAGGGCUGCCAGGUCCAGCUGGACAAAAGGGAAUCCAAGGGGAUCAAGGAAGUCCCGGCUCACCAGGACCAAAAGGUGUCACUGGGGAAGCAGGUGUUAAAGGGGAAAAAGGAUCUUCAGGAAACAGCGGCGAGCCAGGUUUGGAUGGAUUCCCUGGCAAACCCGGAGCUCCCGGGAAAGACGGUUUGAGAGGACUGGUUGGUGCACCUGGAGCCAGUGGACUUAAAGGCGUGAAGGGGGAGAGAGGCCUUCCCGGAUUACCUGGGGAUGUGGUUCAGAAAGAAGGCUUACGGGGUGAAAAGGGAGAUGCUGGACCUCCUGGGCCUCAAGGGCCCGAGGGCCCCCAGGGGCCUCAAGGUCCUCCGGGUGUACAGGGUCUACCUGGGGAGCCGGGAGAGUUCGGCCAGAGGGGCAAGAAAGGUGAAAGUGGACUGCCUGGUGUGGACGGACUUCCUGGACCCCCUGGUCCUCAGGGUCCAGCUGGGCCACCAGGAAACCAAGGACACACUGGACCUCCUGGUCUUCCUGGUGAAAUUGGAUUUUCAGGCAAACCUGGAGAGCCUGGGAAGCCUGGUCUUCCUGGUAAAGACGGUCUGGAUGGUCUUCCUGGAAAUGAUGGCGCCGUGGGGCCCAGGGGAGAGCGCGGUGCAGAUGGUUUUCCUGGCAAGCCUGGACCAAAGGGUGAAGACGGGCCUCCCGGACCAAGAGGACCUCCAGGAGAAAGAGGAGAAUCUGGUUCCCCUGGUCAACAAGGUGCUGAUGGAGGAAGAGGAGAAAGAGGUGUUCAGGGAGAAAGAGGACAGGACGGACCAGUUGGGCCAAAAGGUGAAAAGGGCGACAAGGGUGAAGUGGGACCAAGGGGACAACCUGGUAUUCCAGGAAAUGUGGCGAAUGUCAUCCCUGAGCCUGGUGAACCUGGAACACCCGGAGAGAAGGGAGAGAAGGGGGAUCGAGGAAGCCCAGGAGAGACGGGUCAAAGAGGGUUACCUGGUGAGCAAGGCUUUAAGGGACCACCUGGACCAGCGGGUCCAAAAGGUGAAACCGGACUUACGGGAGAGACAGGACGUGUUGGAGACCCUGGUCCACCUGGUUUAGCUGGUCCUCAGGGUCCUCGUGGAUUACCAGGGAACGUGGGCAUACCAGGGACCAUCGGGCCUCCCGGUCCAGCUGGACAGAGAGGAGACAAGGGCGAAGCAGGUAAACCAGGACAAGCAGGUCCCUCAGGCCCACCCGGAGAUCCUGGUUUGACUGGACCCCCUGGACCACCAGGGAAGGGGAAAGAGGGGCAAAAUGGGGAGCCAGGACCACAGGGAAUUCAAGGACCCCCAGGGCCAAAGGGCCAACCCGGGUCACGAGGAGAACCAGGGUCACCUGGGGACAGGGGCUCUGCAGGAGAAGGCAAAGUGGGACCACCGGGGCCACCAGGAAAAAAUGGGGAGCCUGGACCUGCUGGCUUGAGGGGUCUACCAGGAGUCGCCGGUCCUCAGGGCCCAGCAGGACAUAAUGGUUUACCAGGAAGGCCGGGAGAUAAGGGAGCACCAGGAGAGCCUGGAAAGGCAGCGGACCUCUCUGACCUAAAUCUGAAGGAUGUUUGUUCAGACUGCCCUGCAGGUCCACCUGGAGCACCUGGCCUCCCAGGAGUCCCAGGGGACAAAGGACACCAAGGACCUGCCGGGAAAGACGGUCAAGAUGGUUACCAAGGCCCGCCGGGACCAGCCGGAGCUCCAGGGCCCCCCGGAGCCGAUGGAGGAAAGGGUAUAAAAGGUGAUCGAGGACCCCCUGGAGGCCCAGGAGAGAAAGGAGACAAGGGUCACCCAGGACCCCCUGGUCAUCCAGGUGCUGCUGGCCUAAUGGGUUCACCUGGUAACGAUGGACAGCCUGGCCCCGCCGGCCCCCCAGGGCCCCCUGGAGAAAAGGGCAAAGAGGGUCUCAAAGGAAUCCAGGGACCACCGGGUCUUCCUGGCUUGAUUGGUCAGCCUGGAAAAAUAGGAAAAGACGGCAGACCAGGUGAAACAGGAGAUCCUGGCAAGCAAGGUGAACCUGGACCACUAGGAAACCCGGGUCUCAGGGGACUCCCGGGCUUCAAGGGCCACAGAGGAGAACCUGGACCCCCUGGAUCUAAGGGAGAAGAUGGAAAACCUGGAUCACUUGGACGUGACGGCAAACCCGGGAAGGAGGGCUCUAUGGGACCUCCAGGCCGAGAAGGACUUAGUGGACCUAGAGGAGAGCCGGGCAAGCCAGGUGAACCAGGGCCUUCAGGAAAAUCUGGUCUCCCAGGAACUCCAGGUCUUAGAGGGGACAAGGGAGAGCCUGGCAACCCAGGAUUACCCGGCUUUAGUGGGCCUAAAGGCCCCGCGGGUCCACCUGGUCCGAUCGGCCCAGAGGGAAAACAGGGGAUGCCAGGCAGAGUUGGUGACCGUGGCCUCAAAGGAGAGAAGGGAGAUGCAGGUACGAAGGGAGAUAAAGGACAAUCAGGAGAGCCAGGUAUGCCUGGAAACCCUGGACCUCCUGGCAGAAAGGGCCACACGGGGAUGAUGGGCAUGUCAGGACCACCAGGAGAGAUGGGAGCUCCUGGGCCACAAGGACCCUCAGGAAACCCUGGUGUCCCGGGUCAAAGGGGAGAGUCAGUAUCACUGGAGCAGAUGAGACGGCUCAUCCAGGACGAGCUGGCAAAACAAUUAGAUGCCAAAAUGGCGUACCUCAUGGCUCAAUUCCAGCCCGCCCAUGUGAAGAGCACAGCGGGCCGUCCAGGACCUCCAGGCCCUCCAGGUAAGGACGGCAGUACUGGACGACCUGGCCCCCCUGGAGAGCCUGGUAUGCCUGGGCAGAGCGGAGGAGAAGGACCCAGGGGACCCAUGGGCCCUAAAGGUGAGAAAGGAACAAAGGGAGAUCAGGGAGAACCUGGUGUCGGCGAUAGAGGAGAGACAGGCCCACCUGGCCCCAUAGGUCCAGCCGGUCUGCCUGGUUAUGGUAAAGACGGAAGCCCGGGACAAGCCGGAGCCCAGGGAGAGCCAGGAAACCCCGGCCCCCACGGUCAGCCUGGACCCCCAGGUCCUACUGGCCAAUGUGACCCCACCCAGUGUGCCUACUACGCCAGCCUGGCACACAGACCCCACACCAAAAAUGUCAAGGGGACUUAAGAACGACGAGGCACAAAGAGCUUGAAGUCCAGCUGUAUUUAUGAACUUGGUCUGAAUCAAGAACUUUUCUUUUUCAAGAUAACCUCAGUAUGGAGGGCUGAAGCAAAAUGUGCUGCCGGUCAGAUUCUUUGUUUUGUUUGUUUUUGGUAAGAAGCUUGGGACGGAUGGGGAUGAAGCAUCGAGGGACUUUUUUUUUUCCAGAAUAAAUAUGGGGUAAAGAGGGCAGCUAAACAGUUUUUUUUUCCUCACUCGCAUGCUUCCUGUAAAAUAUAUAGGGAGAUAACAAGGAUGAUGCAAUUCCCUCCUCUUAAACCCCCCCAUCGGGAGGGAGGAUUUGGGAGUCUGAUAUCGUAUCGUUUCAUCAGUAAUUAUCUCAAAAGUUCAGCUAGGCGUUUUCUCGCAGGAAUAUGUCUGCACCACUUUUUUUUUUUUUUCCUGCCUCACACCAUUUUGCAUCAAUUACCAUUGCAGCCCACAAUGUCCUACCAAGCAAUAGAUGUCAGUUACUGCUCACUAAAUUGAUCUCUUGCUCGAGAUCCUCUGCGAGUCUAUUGGUAAUUACUCAGUCAGGGGAAUUAUCUGUUUUAUUGUCAUUGAUGGGAAGGGGGGAGGACAGACAGUGUGAGGCACAAUCUCAGAUACCAAUAGUGAUUUUGUGUAGGAGGAGUGUUAAUGAGUUAGUGUGGAGAGUGAUGAAUGACCACUUUUGUGCGCCGCUUGCCUCCAAGCUGGUCGCAGUGUACUCGUGGGCUUCUUUCGAAUAGUAUUGGCACCCAAAAAAUAACUUUUAGAAAAAAAUCCCCACUCAAUUUGUAAACACGUCUGAUUUAUUUAAACAGAAACGAAACAAGAUUUUAUUCUGGGAGUAAACUGAAGGCAGCAGAUAUCACCUCUCUGUCAUAACUCUUAAAUUAGAGUCUUGGCAAUGUUGUUGAACGCUUUUGGAGAGAUAUGAAGGCUUUCAUUCCAAAAUUCAGUGUAUUUGCAAAAAUAAAUGCAACACAAAAACCCACACUAUCAAUCACUUUAUAUGAAUUUGUAUCAUUGAAAGGUGGGUGUCUAAUUUUGAAAUGAAAGUCAUUUGAAUCUGAAAUCUGUCCAAAAAUAGUAAAAACAUGACAUGUAUGCAUAAUUCAUACCUGCCAUGUAAUGAUUUGUCCCGAGCUCACCCACAGGAUGCCUAUUAAACCUGAGUCUAGAAAGACAGAAGUCAAGACAGGAAGAAAUGUCACGUUGGAUUUGUACUUUUAUGUUUAAUGAAGUGGCUCUGGUCAUUCUCUUUCUGAUGUGUGCAUAGGCUUCGGCAGUAAACAGCUUUGAGGAGGUGGUAUAAUUGCAGCCUUUGUUCACCUUUCUUGAAAAGCUGCUUGCUUCGCACCGCUUUUCCAAAUGUGUCAGUUCCUUUCAGUUUGGUGAGGCUUAUUAAGUGCCUACGCUGUGGCAGGGCUCGGGCAGCUCAGCCCUGCUCUGAAAAGACAUUGCUUUUCUUAUUUGUCCCCUGGAACCUAAAAUUGGAGAGUCGCUUCCCUGCAUCUUGAUGACCACACCAUUGUGGUAACCGUUUGAAAGAUGUUUCGCCUUAUGUCCCUCAUGGACCAAUUACACCUCUCCCCAACCUCAGACGUGCUGCUGGUCAUCUAGAACUUAUUAAAUAGACUCCACAGAAAGUAUCACAUUUGUCUUCUUUUCAGAAACAUGAAGAAACACAUCAAUACACACCAGAGCAAAAGGGAAGUGGGGGAGCAAUUUUCAAGAAGAGAAUAUAGAAAUCUUAUAAGAGCUUGCCAAGACAUUCAGUAUGACCUGUGGGUCAGUUUAUCUCUAUAAGGGCCAGUCAUACCUAUCAUCUCUUGCUCAGGUUACUUAAUGGAAGGUCUUUCAUGAAGAAUGUAAAGUUGUGGCUCUGACACAACUUAGUUUUGAAGAUGUUGGUGAAGCAGACUGGAGUUUUAGUUUGGUCUGACAGAUGUUUCUCAGCUGCUCUGACGGCAGGAGCCGUUUUAUUUGUUGUGUUAAAGCAGGGCUAAGUGAUUUUUGACAAAGGGAAUAGCAGUUUCUUCACGUUACAAAUGAAAGGUUGAAUUCAUUGGCAAUAAAAUGCACCCUUGCUAAAUUUGGUGCACUCAGAGUGUUUGUUGGAACAGACUCGCUUGGUGUGGUAUGACCAGCAGCUUAUGGUAGCUAAUAUAGAGUGCUGCAGGGAUGACAGAAGUUAGCAUCGCCCUGUUCGCUUGACAAACAGCCAACGGUAUUUUUCCAUUGGAUUUUGGAUUAUUGCAGAAAAUAAGCUCCGUGGCAAACGAGUUAAUGAUACUCGAACAUUUUGUUCAGCAAGAUAGUCCUGAUCUUAGACACAUACAUGCUAUCGGCAAAAGUUAAAAGCUAACGUUAGGCUACAAACUAACUUCACUAGAGUUGCAUGACGUCAACACAGUUAGCACAACGAGGCUGUAAAGCUGUGUUUGGUAUGAUGACGUUCCGUAGUCUCGUUAGCAGGUUCCUUUUCAGCCACUUCCUGCCAUUUUUUGGAGACUUAAAGGCUUCAAAGUUCACAAGUGAGGUAAUUAUUGGCGUAUUUUAUGUUGCAGAACAAAACCUAAGAGUGCUGCAGGAAUGAGCCCUGAAACCCAGACAUGAGUUAGCAUUUUAGCCCUCCUGGUUCCCUUCUCUUGAAGUCAGUGGGUUUGUGGUGAGAUGCCUGACAUAAGCCCUGUGGUUAACACAAGCUUAAAAGACUUCUAUAUUUUGUUCUACAACAUAAAAUACAUCUUUAAAAUCCCCACUUGUGAAUUUUGAAGCUUUCCUGUGUCUUAAAAAAGGCGGUUGCUGAAAAGAGGCUCAAUGAGACUACAGAAUGUCAUCACUUACAGCCUCGUUGUUGUGGCGACGUCUAAGUCAUGCGACCAUGGUGUAGCUGGUUUGUAGCCCAACAAUUUUAAAAGUGGUGCUCAUUUGUGAAGAUUAUUGUGAAGAAAAUGUGUCAGUAUCAUAAACGUUAAUUUGCCACAGAGCUUAUUUUCUGCAACGAUCCAAACUCUAGUGGAAAAAUCCUGUUGGCUGUUUGAUGGGGGAAAUAGGGCAACACUAACUUCUGUGUCGGCCUACAGAAAAACAUCAUCCCUCGAUCACUCUGUUUCAGGGAUCAAACCAAAAGCCCAUUCAAAAACCCAUUGACUUCGAGACGAGGGAGCUGAAGUGCUAAAAUGCUAACUCAUUUCUGCUCAUUCCUGCACCAGUUUGUUAUCUUUUGUUAAACACAUCUCAGGUUAAAUGGGCUUGCUUUUAACUACAGUAAUGGGAUGUUAUUCUCUGAAAGAAAAUUGGCUAACAGCACAUAUGAAAGGCUAAAAUUUGACGUGAGGUCCAACAUUCAACAGGCUGAACCAUGAGCUAGACCUACUACGUUGCAAUAAUACCAACAUGUGGCUAACUAGCUAACUAGCUGCUAACAUUACUGAGCCAACAAAACUGUAGAUGUUCUUGAACCUCUGAGAUAAAACCCAACCAGUGAGAUUUUUUCUGCCUUCAGAGCAGCUCUGCCUUUGAGAAGUAUACAUGCAUAUCUCUAAAACUACGUCGGCAAAUGUUUGUAGCUGCAGCGUCCUUUCAUCAAAGUGGUAAAGAGCAGUUUUACGUGCAAUGAUGUUCAAAUUUACAGUGGAAUCAAUUUGGUCCUAAAUGUGUGCUUGGAGUAAAUGACCUGCUCUGUCAGUGGUGUCAAACAAUUUCACGUACCUAAUAGCUGCUUCUUUGUCAGUGGUUUGUUAUUGAACAGUCAAACCGUAUCAGUAUUGCCCUUUCUCAGUUUUGUAAAUGCUUGUUACAGUUAGCAACAGAUGUUAAGUUGCUGCGCACACCCUAAAGUUUUGUAAUGCAUAUAAGCCAAAUAGUUUUCAGUUUUCAAAUUAGCUUUUUUGCUAAUUGAACUCUUUUUAAGUUAAAUUAUUCAUGAUUUCAACCAAUACAAAUGUGUUUUAACACAUGAACUCAAAUUCAUUAACCUGUUAUCCCCCUCUCUUUCCCCCCUCUGAUGAAUUGGUGCUAAGAUAUUUAAAUUAGUAGCAUAUUGUAAGUAUUGGAAAGACACAUGUACUGUACUGUAUAAUAAAGACUGGAAAGGAUUC